UUAUCUUUAUGUGUUUACUGUCCCUCAUCAGGACACAACAUCUGCAGCAGGAAGGUUCCCAGCUCAUAAAACACCCUGUGUGUGUGUGUGUGUGUGUGUGUGUGUGUGUGUGUGUGUGUGUGUGUGUGUGUGUGUGUGUGUGUGUGUGUGUGUGUGUGUCCUCAGACUGUGGGAAAGCUGAUGCAGCCUGGGCCUCAUGUCUUUGUCAUGUUAAUGUGAGUGUAUAAAUAGAGGAGGGGGCUCCUGGCUCUCCUCACAGCUCACUCUGCUCUCCACUGAAGCUCUUCUCUGCUCCUCCAUGGCUCCCUGCUCCUCCACAGACUCCCAGCUCUCCCUGCGCUCCACCAAAGACAGACACAAAAUGAGGAAACCACUGGUGGAGAAGAUGCGCAGAGAUCGCAUCAACACCUGCAUCGAGCAGCUCAAGGUGCUGCUGGAGAAAGAGUUCACCAAACAAGACCCCAACGCCAAGCUGGAGAAGGCCGACGUGCUGGAGAUGACGGUGGUGUUCCUGAAGCAGCAGCUGCAGCCUCAGAGCCCUCAGAGCCACGGCUACUCCCGCUGCUGGAAGGAGACGCUGCACUUCCUGUCCUCAGACUCCCUGAAGGAGGUGACGCUGCCACACCUCCACCUUCUCCGCAGAGGAGGCCAGGACCCCAACCACGUGCCCUCCUCCUCUUCCUCCUCCUCUUUCGUUCAUGGACACAUCCAGGCUGUAGAGAAGCAGCUGUGCGGCCCCCACAGAGCCGUGUGGAGGCCGUGGUAGAAGCUGAGGAUGAUGAAGGAUCUUCACCUUUAUCAUCAGACUUUGGGACUCCUGUCAUUUAUUUGAUGAACAGGGCCUUUAUUUUGAAAAGACACAGGAAGUGUUACUUCAUAUUGAAGCUGCUCAGGUUGUGCUCUGUUGAUGCUCGCUGUAAAGUUUGAGGACAGGUUCAUGUUCUCUGACUGAUGAUCACCCAUGAUGUCUGCUGCCUUUUGUAAAGGUGUGUGUGUCUGUGUAUGUCUAUGUCUGUGUGUGUGUCUGUGUGCGUGUGUUUGUAUGUGUGAGUGCGCUCUGUAUAUCACAGUUUAUUCUGUGUUGAAAACAAAAACUCUUUUCUUGUGAAAAGAAAAUCUCGUAAUCUCUGAGGAGAAAUCUAAAAAUAAACUUUUUGACACAAAUGA
This is a messenger RNA of Notolabrus celidotus (New Zealand spotty), 1167 nucleotides long. Its product is annotated as transcription factor HES-5-like. The transcript has 2 exons. Lineage: Eukaryota; Metazoa; Chordata; Actinopteri; Labriformes; Labridae. Gene Ontology annotation, biological process: anterior/posterior pattern specification; regulation of neurogenesis; regulation of transcription by RNA polymerase II. The coding region runs from base 299 to 766 and encodes 155 amino acids. The record is from RefSeq and is a predicted model, not a curated record. Gene Ontology annotation, molecular function: DNA-binding transcription factor activity, RNA polymerase II-specific; protein dimerization activity; RNA polymerase II cis-regulatory region sequence-specific DNA binding. Gene Ontology annotation, cellular component: nucleus.